ACUCACAAAGCAAUCUUGCAUAAAAGAAAUAGAACUGAUCCAUUUUGACACCAACUCUACUUUGUCUGCCUAGAUUUGUACCUUAAUUUAGAGGUACGGCACUUCCUGUUUGAAUCAUUUUCUUUCUCAAUUACAUCUCUCUCCAUUGCAAAACAAACAAAAACACAGUUUGUGUUUUUCUUGUAAAUAGUGUGUUUUAAUUUAGGGUUAAUACCCUAGUUUGGCCCAAAGUUUAGCGUAAGUGUCAGUUUUGGCCCGAUUUUUCGAAUAAGACAGUUAUGGCCUACUUUUCAAAUUAUUGAACAAAUUUGGCCCAAAAUGUAAGUUGACCGUUAGUCUUGACGGUCAAACAUUUAAUCCGUCAGUGACUCAACAUUCGUUGCUGAGGUGGCAUCGACAUGGCUUCCACAUCAUAUCCACAUAAUUUAUUUAUGCUAAGAAUUCUAAAAAUGAAAAUAAAAUAAAAAUAGAACUUAAGAAACAAAGAGGAAAUUUUCCUCUGGAACCCUAGCCACCGAUUCUUAAUCCCUCUCCUCCGUGACUCCUUAGUCCUUCCUCUCUCCACUACUUCCCGUCGACGACUCCCUCGUUGCCGCUCCUGGCGACACCGCCUUCAUCCCAAUCACCUUCUCUUACCUCAUCGUCCCUCAGCGACUUGCCCUCGCCGAUCUCCGCCAGUUCAAACCUCUCUCUCUUUCAUCAGAAAAAGCAGAAGCGAGCUCUGCCUUUCCGAGCCCGACAGGCUAUUCCGCCGAUUUGAACACUUUCAGAAAGCCAGAAGAUCUACCAAACCCUCCGCCGCUGCUGCAACCUAAUCGCCCUUAAACUCUCUCCAAUGAGUCUGUCGUCUCUCUUAUUUCAACCCCAUCGCCUUUCAACUUUCUCAUUCGCUGAUUUUUGCUUCCUCUAAACCAGAUCUGAGUUGAAAUAGGGCGGUAGUUCUAUUUGGGUUCCUUGACUCGGCGAUUGGAUCUCCAGGUCAUGAUGGCGGCGAUGUCAUGUUUUCUUAGGGCUCGAUUAUAGACUAGAGAGAGGGAGGAGGUGGGUGGCGAAGGGCACCAUCUGUCACGGCGGAGGCGAGUGGGUUUUGGCAAUUUUGGAUUUGCCCGAAGAGGAGAGUGGAAAAACCAAAAAAGUCUUUGAAAAAAAAAAAUAAUUAACUAGUUCUAAUUUUUAUAAUUUAAUAAAUGAUGACGUGUACGAUCCUAGUCAGCACCGGAUGCUGAGUCACUAACGGAAAAAUCAUGGACAAUCAAUUUUGACGGUAAAUUCAAAACCCGGGCCAAAUUUGUCCAAGAAUUUGAAAAGUAGGCCACAACUGUCUUAUUCAAAAAAUCGGGCCAAAACUGACACUUACGCCAAAUUUCGGGCUAAACUAGGGUAUUAACCCUUUAAUUUAUGACUUCUACAAUAAUAAAAAGUUUUUUAGCCGUUACUGCAUUGUCUUCUAAAUCAUUUAGAAAGAGAAAAGAGAAAACAAAAUUCCCCUUUCACAUUCGGACCAAAAAACCCCUCUCCAGUAUCCUCUGCUUUCACUCUCUCUACCUUUUCCUCCCACUCUGUUUCUCUCCAUUUUCUCAGUUCAUCUAACCAAUCUCACCUGGACUCAAUCUUUUCCCUCCCUCCGCUCCCACAGGGUUUUCAUUUUCAUCCGUUUGAACAAUUGAUUGUCGUUUUCCUCCUCCCCCAUUCUUUUGUAUUUCAAUUUAUUUAGUAGCUGCCAAGUUUCUCUAGCUUGGUUCCUUUUCAAACUCAAAAGCGAGCUAUCGGUUUGCCGUCUUCUCCCCACCCCUAAUCAGCCUUUUCAAUUCAUAUUUUCUGGGGAGGGUUUUUUGUUUUGCUUCUCUGGGUUCCUCAAAUCGCUGAAAACCCAUCUCGCAGAGUCACAGGAUUGCUUCCUCUGGGACUCAUCGCCGCCAUUAACGCCUAGUCAUUUGGCUUCCAAAAAAUACAGAGCAUAGAGUAAAAGCCAGGAAGAUAUCUCUCAUCUCUCUGUUCUUUCUCCUUAAAUUUAUAUCUGUUUCAGUUUCGGUUUCUGCAAAUUGCUUUGUUUCUUCUCUCAUAACCGCUCUCUCUUUCAAUUUGAACUUCAACAAAAGGAAAGCACUGGUACACACGCGCGCACACAUACACACACUCUCUCUUCUUUAAUUGAAAAGCCUUGUUGCUUUCAUUUCCUAAGCUCUCUCUCGAAUCUCCAGAAACCUAGAAAGGGGGGUUUUCCUUUCACUUUUCCGAUUUGCGAUUGAGUUAAGAGUGAAUCAAUUCCUUGUUGUAAAGUAGGCUUUUUUUCUCCUUUACCCCUUUUGUGGGAGUUCGUCCAUUUACUUGAAGGGAAUCUAGUUCUCCCCUUCCUCCCCCUCCUGUGUCUCUUUCCACCACGAUCUCCAUUACACCUUCAAGUGGUCGUUAAUCGCUUAUAUCUCGCUGUUUUCACGGUACCCACACAAAAAAACUGCUCCCCUUCUCUCUGUUCAAAAGAGAGAAAAAGGAAAGUUCGAACCUUUCUUCACUUUCAAUCUAAUAGCCCCUGCCCUCUGUUUCUUCUCGCAUAAGCUUCAGCUGAAACCAUGGGGAGCAGAUUAUGGUUUCUGCUUCUGGGGGUGUUGCUCCGAUGGUGUUCUUCUUGUUCCGUUGCGAAUGGUUUAGGGGUAAAUUGGGGGACCAUGGCUACCCACAUGCUACCGCCCAAGACAGUUGUGCAGAUGUUGAAGGACAAUGGGUUCCAGAAAGUGAAGCUAUUCGAUGCUGAUUCCACCACCAUGAAUGCUCUUGCUGGGAGCAACAUCGAGGUUAUGGUGGCUAUCCCUAACGAUCAGCUUCAGGCUAUGACUGACUAUGGCAAUGCUCAAGAAUGGGUUAAGAGAAACAUUUCUCGGUUCAACUUCAAUGGUGGUGUUAAUAUCAAGUAUGUGGCAGUAGGGAACGAGCCAUUCCUGAAGACAUACAACAACUCGUUCAUAAACGUCACAUUCCCAGCACUCCAGAACAUCCAAAACGCCCUCAACGAAGCUGACGUCGGAGACACCAUUAAGGCCACCGUUCCCCUAAACGCCGACGUAUACAUGUCUCCGGACGACCAGCCAUACCCAUCCGCUGGAAGGUUCCGGCCCGACAUCAACGACCUAAUGACUGAAAUCGUCCAGUUCAUGAACAAGAAUAAGGCACCUUUCACGGUGAACAUCUACCCCUUCCUUAGUCUCUACGGCAACGACAACUUCCCUUUUGAUUACGCCUUCUUCGACGGGGCAGCUCAGCCGGUCGUCGACAAGGGCACCGGGAUUCAGUACACCAACGUGUUCGACGCUAACUUCGACACUUUGGUGUCUGCCCUCAAGGCCGCGGGACUCGGUGACAUGACGAUCAUGGUUGGGGAAGUGGGAUGGCCGACGGAUGGUGAUAAGAAUGGCAAUGUCGGCAAUGCUUACCGGUUCUACAACGGUCUAAUGCCCAGGCUCGCGGCGAACAGAGGUACACCACUUCGACCUGGCUACAUUGAGGUCUACCUCUUCGGCCUUCUCGACGAGGAUGCCAAGAGCAUUGCUCCUGGCAGCUUCGAGCGGCACUGGGGGAUCUUUAGGUACGACGGGCAGCCCAAAUUCGCUCUGGACAUCUCAGGGCAAGGCCAGAACAAGUUUCUCGUGGGUGCAAGAGGGGUGGAUUACUUGCCCCAGAAGUGGUGUGCGUUCAAUCCGAAUGCUAAGGAUCUGAGCAAGCUGGCCGACAAUAUCAACUACGCGUGUACGUUCUCUGAUUGCACGACGCUCGGGUAUGGGUCGUCGUGCAACGGGCUUGAUGCGAAUGGGAACGCGUCGUAUGCAUUCAACAUGUACUACCAGGUUCAGAAUCAGGAUGAUUUGGCGUGUAAUUUCGAAGGGCUGGCUAGUGUUACGACACAGAAUAUAUCUCAGGGGAACUGCAAUUUCAUGAUCCAGAUUGCUACUUCUUCGGCUGGAAUUCGUGGGCCUUCUGUUGUUGUAGUUGUUCUUGUGGCGGGGCUUGUUACAUUGUUGUUGGUGUCCAUUGUUUCGGUAUAGAUGAGAUGAAGAGGAAGGAGAAGUGGGGGGGUUAGUUUUGGUUUGCCAGCUUGUAGAUACCAUUUUGAGAUGCGUAACAUUUCCCCCUAUACUAUAUACCAUCAUUUUGUUAGGUUUUAUUUUAACCUUGUGGUGGUUCUUUUUUAGGAGGAUGUUUAUGGAUUACAGGAUGCUUCUUGUUGUUUUGAAAUAAUAUGCUUUCACACCAUUUGUUUUGUUCUCGUGACGGAGGAGCAACGAUUUGGUCCACAUAUCGAAUCAAUAUAGUUUCAUGAAUUAU
Messenger RNA from Linum trigynum, 4317 nucleotides. The record is from the annotation of a GenBank genome assembly. Lineage: Eukaryota; Viridiplantae; Streptophyta; Magnoliopsida; Malpighiales; Linaceae.